CAUUCAAAUUAACACAAUUAUAGGAAAGAACAAAAUGAUCAACUUAUUAGUAUCCUUCUGGUUUGUGCUCAUAAGCAGCAGUGCCUACGCAAAUACUUGCCUUAACAGAUCUGGUUUCUUCGCACCCGAUGGUACUUACGACUUAAACCGCCGAGUCAUGCUCUCUACUCUUCCUUCUAACGUCACAGCUAAUGAUGGCUUCUAUACAACGUCGACCGGACAAGAUCCCAACAGAGUAUACGGUUUAGGGAUGUGUGUACCAGGUAUUGAAGCAGGAUCUUGUUCUGAUUGUAUCAUGGCUGCCUCUAAUGGGUUGGUACAGAAUUGUACUACUCAGAUAGAAGCUAUAGACUGGAGGAUGUAUAGAAAUACACUUUGUCUUGUACGCUACUCAAACCGCUCGUUUUACGGAUCGCUCGAUAUGGAAAUUAUACGACAUGACUACAAUACCAGAGAUUAUCAACCUAACGGGACGGAUUUCGAUAUGACAUGGGAAGCUUUGAUGGUUGGUGUGAUAGAAGAUGUUUCUUCUACGAACUACGCGGCUGGAAGACGAACGCUUGAAUUUUCCAACACCAACAUUUACGGUUUUAUGCAAUGCAGUAGAGACAUAUCUCCUCAAAACUGCACCCGGUGUCUACAACAAAAUGUGAUUGAUUAUAGGUCAUGUUGCCGUGGGAGACAAGGAGGUACUGUUUCGAGGCCGAGCUGUUUCCUUCGAUGGGAGAUUUUUGCCUUCUUGGGACUUCCCGAAAACAUUCCUCCUCCUGAAAAGGAUGAGAAAAGUAUUUCUACAGGAGCUAUUGUGGCAAUUGUAAUUGUUCCUAUCAUAUUGCUUGCUCUAGGAUUUGGAAUUUGGAGGAAGAGAAAAUCGUAUAAAGCAUUUACAACUGAAACUGGGGAUGAUAUUUCAACUUCAGGUUCACUUCAAUUCUAUUUUAAAGCUAUCGAGGCUGCAACAAGUAAUUUUCACAACAUUAACAAGCUUGGUCAUGGUGGAUUUGGUGAAGUUUACAAGGGAACGUUUCCGAAUGGAACAGAGAUUGCUGUGAAGAGACUAUCUAAAACUUCAGGACAAGGUGAAAGAGAAUUCAAGAACGAGGUGCUUCUUGUAGCUAAACUCCAACAUAGAAAUCUUGUUAGGCUUCUUGGAUUUUGUGUCCAAGGAGAGGAAAGGAUAUUAGUUUACGAGUUUUUGCCCAACAAGAGUCUUAACUACUUCCUCUUUGAUUCAACAAAGAGGAGCCAAUUAGAUUGGACAAGACGAUACAAGAUCAUUGAAGGGAUCACUCGAGGAAUUUUGUAUCUUCAUCAAGAUUCACGGCUUACAAUCAUACACCGUGAUCUCAAGGCCAGCAAUAUUUUAUUAGAUGCAGAUAUGAACCCAAAAAUUGCGGAUUUUGGUAUGGCUAGGAAUUUCAGAAUGGACCAAACGGAAGAUAACACAGGAAGAGUAGUUGGAACAUUCGGUUACAUGCCGCCGGAAUAUGUUGCGAAUGGGCAGUUCUCGACUAAGUCUGAUGUGUAUAGUUUUGGAGUAUUGAUUCUGGAGAUUAUUGGUGGAAAAAAGAAUAGUAGCUUCCACGAGAUAGAUGGUUCAACAGGCAACUUGGUUACAUAUGUAUGGAGGCUUUGGAACAAUGAUUCAUUGUUGGAACUCGUAGAUCCGGUCAUAGGAGAUAACUAUGAUAAGUAUGAAGUCAUCAGAUGCGUCCAUAUUGGGUUAUUAUGUGUUCAAGAAAAUCCAACAGAUCGUCCAAGCAUGUUCACAAUAUUUAAGAUGCUCACUAAUACUUCAAUUACACUGCCUGUGCCCCAACCUCCUGGGUUUUUCUUCAGAGUCAGAUCAGAGGAUCUCCCAUUAGCUGAGAGCUUUCAGCCUGGUCCGUCCACUAGCAUGUCCAUUGCUUGUUCUGUAAAUGAUGUAUCGAUCACGUGUGUUAGUCCUCGUUGAAGGCCAGGCUAUUUUUGAGAAGUAUUAAGUAAUAUAACGCAUAUAUUCUUUCAUAAACAGAUUUUUAAUGAAUCUUGAGAAGACUUAAAGAAAUGAAGAGCUCUGUAUUAGUUUCAUCUUCUUUAUAAGCUUGACUUUGAUACGUUGCAGCAAGUGUAUUUCCGCAAGCAUAUGAAGAAGAGUGGAGACAGCGCAGAGACAGUAGUCGCAGAGGGAGAGCAAAUGAAUGAGGAAGUAACGAGCAAAGCCUCGGAGUGAGAGAGAGACUUUGCGAGUGGGAAAUAAUGAAUCGAAGCCUUGGAGUGUGAGAGAGACUUUGCGGUUUUAAUAUCUCUUUAUAAAUAUAGGAAUAAAGCUCACACUUUCCUUAUGUUGAGUAUUGUGAGAAGUGGCGUAUGUGUCCUUCAGGGUGAUCGUGUGUGAUCAUCGUUACUUCCUUGUAAUCGAUACUGGGUAUUUGGGGUUUAUCAUAAUCAAAGUAUUAUUCAGUAUUCUGGUGUGGGAGAUUUACAAGGGGGUUGAGUGUAACGAGAGAUCAUAACAACAAACUUAACAAAUUGGUGCGUUUGUGACUCGAUCGAAACUUCGCUGUGUCUUCGAGGGCGGAUUCUAGUCUGAUGUUACGUUCUUACGACGAUUCCACCGGCGAUCAUGAGUUGGCUUUUCUUCGCACGGAGUGGGAACGUUUGGCGCAUCACGCCGAAGUUACGGCGGCUCGUUUUACAGAGAUGGAUAAGCGCCUUGCGGCGUACGAUUCUCGUUUUGAUUCCAUUGAUCGUCGCUUCGAUCAGCUGACGACGAUCCUCCUUCG
Molecule: messenger RNA, 2765 nt
Organism: Brassica napus (rape)
Lineage: Eukaryota; Viridiplantae; Streptophyta; Magnoliopsida; Brassicales; Brassicaceae
Product: cysteine-rich receptor-like protein kinase 24
Exons: 7
Coding region: 35-1954 (639 amino acids)
Biological process (GO): protein phosphorylation
Molecular function (GO): ATP binding; protein kinase activity
Source: RefSeq, a predicted model, not a curated record